Molecule: messenger RNA, 2769 nt
Organism: Plasmodium relictum
Lineage: Eukaryota; Apicomplexa; Aconoidasida; Haemosporida; Plasmodiidae
Product: fam-j protein
Exons: 9
Coding region: 1-2769 (922 amino acids)
Source: RefSeq, a predicted model, not a curated record
AUGAUAAAUUCAAAUAGAAAAUGUUAUAUAUACUUCUUUUUUUAUUCCUUGCAAUAUUUUAUAUUAAUUAGUAUUUGUAUUUCACAAGAACUACAAGGAAGGAACCCAGACUUAUCUUUAGAAAAAAUAUCUUCAAAUGUUUAUAUAACAGAAAACUCUCCUAAUACUGGAAAUUUGAUUGAUGCAGUAGAUAUAGAACAAGAUGAAACUCUUAGUUUAGAAAGCAUAUGCAUUCAUUUCCCUGUAGAAGAAAAAAAUUCAGAUUCCGAUAAUAAAAAUGAUUUUUUUAUGAUGAAUUUAGUUGACACAAUAAAUUUAGAGAAAAGUGAGUUAUGCAAUAUAAAUAAUGCUAUAUAUGAAGCACAAAUUGCAUUGUUGGAUCCACUAACGGAACCUCUUUUUUCAUCUUUUGAAAAUGAAAACUCAAUCAUCCAUACUGAAACAAAGUUCUCUAAUGUAAGUUUAAUGUGUGCAGAAAAUGUGGAACAUGAAGAUUCUAUUGAUAUAAAAAAUACUUUAGAUGAAGCUUCAAAUACAUUACCAGAUUCACUAGAAGAAUCCACUUAUUUACCUUCUGAACAUAAAAAUUUAACUAUUUAUACUGAAGAAGAAUCUUCUAGCAUAAGUUUAAUUGGAACAAAAGAUGCAGAUCAUGAAGAAUCUGUUGAAAUACAAAAAAUUUUAAAUGAAUUAUUAAGUACAUUACCAGAUUCACAAGUACAACCUGUUGAUUUACCUCUUAAACCUGAAAAUUCAACUGUUCAUACUGGAACAGAGCCCUCUAACAUAGGUUUAAUUGGAACAAAGAUUAUAGAACAUGAAAAUUCUUGCAAUAUAUCAAGUAUUUUCAGUGAUCCACAUGUUACUUCCAAUUACUCGGAAAGGGGAUCCCUUGAUUUACCCUUAGGAGAACAUAAUUUAUCAUUUUAUAUUGGGGAAGGAUCCUCUAACGUAGGCAAGUUAAUGCACGUAGCAUACGAAAAACCUAUUGAACUAGAAAAUACUCUUCCGAGCUUUUCUAUAAAUCACGAUGAUCAAGAAGAUACGAGAUUGGUAGAUAUAAUUGAACAAACAUUAGAAAAAUGUAUGGGAAAUGAAAAAAAUGAAGAAAAAAUUGAUGAGCAAAUUCGUGGAGAAAAUAUAGUUAGCGAACAAAAUUUCGAUGAUUCAUUUGUUAUCAAUUAUAGUAUGGAAAUUAGUAUUGGUAACACACGGUCACGAAAAAAAAGAGGAAAGAAGAGAAAUUACGAAGAUAUUGAUAAUUUAGAUAACCAAGAUACUGGAAAUUAUGUAUGUAUUAAUCCGAAAAAAAAAAAAAUUAAAAAUGGUGAAAAUCUUUUUUAUUCUCUUUUAAAUAUCUUAGAUAUUGAAAUUAAGCUCAUAUCACGUCAUGUAGUUCCAAAUUUACAAAAAUUAAGAGAUAUAUUAAACGAUGACAACAAAAAUACACAUAGUGAAUUAGAAGAAAAAUUGAAGAUAAACAUUUUGUCAUUAAGACAUAUUAUAAGUAAGGAACUACAAAAAAUUAAUCAUUCUGAUUUAAGAGUAAUAAAAAGUUAUUAUGAUAAAAAUAUAGAAAAAAACACAUUAUUAAAAAGCAUUAAUAAAUAUAUUUUAUCAUUUAGAUCUACAAUAAAUCAUAGAUUUGAUAAAAAAAAGGAAAUACAUGAAAGAGUAGAGCUCUUUUUAAAAAUUCUUCAUGAUUUAAUCUCUGAACAUAAAUUUAUGCACGACUUAUAUUAUACUAAAUCAAUUAUUAUAAAUAAUUCCAUGCAUAGUAAAUUACUUUCUUCUUCAUCUAUUGAUUCACUUGAAACCCUUAGACAUAUUUUUAAAUUAUUUGAAUUCAUGGAUAAAUUAAUAAAAAUUGUAGAAAAAUCAAUUAAAAAUGGAUUAUUAUUUAGAGAUCAUAAUUAUUUUUGUUAUGUUCAAAAGAUUAUAUAUAAUCUUUAUACACCGAUAAAUGCAAAUAUUAGAAGACAUUUGGUUAAACUUGGAGAGAUUUUGAAUGCAUUGAAUUUGUCAUUUGAAAACUACAGUAUAAUAAUGCAAGCUAUUUUUUUUUUUCUUAGAGAAGAAAACGUAAAAAAUAAGGAAAAAUUAAGAUAUGACAUAAAUGAACUUUAUGGAAAAAAUUCUUUUAGAGCUAUUUAUGAUUUUUUAUUAGAGGAAGAAAGUUGUAUUUCAUGGUUCCAUAGUGAAGUAUUUGAAAUUUUUAAUGUAAAUUUAAAUGAAAAAAAUAAGGAAGGAAUGUCCUUUGAUGAUUUAAUAAGUAACGAAAAUUCUGCAAAUCAUUUAUCUUCUCUUUAUGAGGUCCUUAUGAAAUUAAUUGGAGCUUUGUUUAUUAAGAAACAGUUAACUAUUAUUUCGAAAAUACGCAUAUCAUUAUUAAAUAUGAAUUCAUUGAAAAAAGGGGAAUACAUUUUACAUAAAAAAAAAAAAAUUAUAAAAAAGGAACACAAAUCAAAUUUACUUUCUCAAAUAGAAGUUGAAAAAUGUAAAAUGGAAAUAGUUAAGUUCAAAAUAAAAAAUUUAUAUUUAUUUGUUAGUAUAAAAAAAAAUAUAGGAGAUAUUCAAGUAUCAAAUGAUUUAAAAAAUAAAAUGAAAGAAAUUGGAUCAAUUUUACGUUUCCUUAGUGUUGUAACAUAUGAAAAUGAAGAUAAAACUAAAUUUAAUCAAAAAAAAAAGGAUAAUAUGGGAAGUAUUUUGCUUUCACUAUAUUAUGCCUACCAAAUUCUUAUAACGUUUACUGAAAAUGAAAUACAAUAA